AUGUAAAAGAAAUGUAUAUAAAUAAAAUAAUAGUAAAAUGACUCGUGAGCAAUAUCACGUGGCGCAUGCGCAGUUGUUGGUUCCGUGUGUUUUAGGAUUAACUGACCGCUAGCAAUUUUAUUGUUCGGGGUUGUUUUUGUCUCUCUCUUUUUCUUUUUUUGGUGUGUGGAUAUUUUUCUUUCCAUCAUGGAAAUAAGAAGUUAUUUGCUGUUUGCCCUUCUUCUUGUGAUAGAUAAAGUGUCGAUGCAGAGCGUCACAGUUGAAGCUGAUCUCGGAGGCUCUGUGAUCUUACCGUGUUCAGUCGGUCGCUAUGAAAAGGAUGUGUUCUGGCGGGAUGAAAACAGCAAGUCGGUGUAUGACAUCAUCAUGGGUGAAGUGGAUUUUCAUGACCAGGAUGCUGCGUACAGGGACAGAGUCGACAGUUUUAAAUCAGAGUUCACAAAAGGGAAUUACUCCAUCAGAUUGCAUAAUGUGAAACCCACUGAUCCGGGACGUUACAGUUGCCACAUUCCUAACUCCAUUACUGUCCAUGUACAACUGAAGAUUAAAGCAGAAAGAAGAGCCUUAGAACCAACGCCUAAGCCGAGAAACAGUGGCACCGUGAAGAGAGCAAGCGGUACAUCACUGUUUCUGCUCAUAUGUGUUCUACUGCACAGCCUCGCAGACUGAAGAGGUCAUGAAGCCCAAUGUGUGGAAAAAGCAGCUAUCCAAGCUUUUCUUCACUACAUUUAAAGUAGUACUUAACUAAAGGACAUCCCAAAAGUCUUCCAAAAUUUUUCAUAAUUAUUUUAUUAUAUAUAUACACACAUACAGUAUCUCACAAAAGUAAGUACACCCCUCACAUUUUUGUAAAUAUUUGAUUAUAUCUUUUCAUGUGACAACACUGAAAAAAUGACACUUUGCUACAAUGUAAAGUAGUGAGUGUACAGCUUGUGUAACAGUGUAAAUUAAAAUAACUCAACACCCAGCCAUUA
Messenger RNA from Ictalurus furcatus (blue catfish), 974 nucleotides. Its product is annotated as CD276 antigen homolog. The transcript is spliced from 4 exons. Gene Ontology annotation, biological process: positive regulation of T cell proliferation; cellular response to lipopolysaccharide; negative regulation of T cell proliferation. Gene Ontology annotation, cellular component: external side of plasma membrane. NCBI's taxonomy places the organism in Eukaryota, Metazoa, Chordata, Actinopteri, Siluriformes, Ictaluridae. The record is from RefSeq and is a predicted model, not a curated record. Bases 187 to 669 code for a protein of 160 amino acids.